Molecule: messenger RNA, 1763 nt
Organism: Microdochium trichocladiopsis
Lineage: Eukaryota; Fungi; Ascomycota; Sordariomycetes; Xylariales; Microdochiaceae
Product: FMN-dependent dehydrogenase-domain-containing protein
Exons: 3
Coding region: 300-1694 (464 amino acids)
Molecular function (GO): oxidoreductase activity
Source: RefSeq, a predicted model, not a curated record
UCCACUGCGAAUUGAGCCUGAAGUCUAGACACCUGGGGGCCAGGCCCAGGCAGAUUAAGAGGUGUAAAUGUCUUGGGGUCCAAAGUGUUACUGUUGGCGGCAGAGCGCGCCGGUCCUGCCCAGGGUCCACUCGGUUCUGGGCAGCGAGGGGCAAGUUACCCUUGGAAUUCCUCAGUCAGCGUCUGCGAGUCUGUGCUUCAAAGCUGUUGGCUCCUGCUCGGUGGAUGUGUCGUAGAUAAGUUUCUUAGGUUGCUUGUAGGCCGGCAGUGGACGUCUGGGAAUACCAGCUUUGGUAAAUCAUGGCGAAUCCACGAGCCGCGCAAUGGAGGAACCACACAGGAAUCACUAGGCCCGUCCUAGACAGCACAGUGGUACUUACAUCGCGGCCGGCGUGGACAGAUCACAGCACAUAUCUGGUGCAGCAACGUGAGCAAUGCAUAGCGGCAGCCGACAAUGAUCCCUCCUCUCCCAGGCCGUCGUUGGAAAAGGCUCCGCCUCUGCACCAGUUGCUCAGUAUUGCCGACUUACAAGAGAGCGCCCUUCGCGUGCUCUCCCCAAAGGCGAUAUCGUACUACGCGUCAGCGUCUGACGAUGAAAUCACCAAGCACGCAAACAGCCGUAUCUUCCAGUCGAUCCUGCUACGGCCCCGCGUCUUCCGAGACUGCACGUCUUGUUCCCUGAGCACAACCAUCGUCGGCAACAAGGUGGGGAUCCCGCUUUUUGUCAGCCCGGCAGCGAGCGCGCGGCUGGCACACCGGGAUGGCGAGACAGGUAUCGCCCGGGCGUGUGCGAGAUUUGGCGCGCUACAGGUCAUCAGCCACAAUGCCUCUAUGCGUCCUGCAGACAUCGUCAACUCAGUCAAUACCAGAACAUCCAUGAGUGACGCCGCCUCUCCUUACGGGCAUGAAAGCAACCUCCCCCCCGUCAGCUUCGCCUGGCAACUAUACGUCCUUAAAGACCUGGCCACGAGCGAGCGCAUCCUCGCCGAGAUCAAGAAGCUGCCGCAGAUCAAGUUCAUCGUGCUCACCCUCGACGCCCCGUUUCCUGGUAAACGCGAGGCCGACGAGCGCCACAAGGCACGGGACCUGAGAACGGGCGGCGCGCAGGCACAACCGCAAGUCUGGGGCACCGAGGCCGGGCUGACAUGGCACAAGACGCUCUCCUGGCUGGUCCGGCACACGGACCUGCCCAUCGUGCUCAAGGGCCUGCAGUCCUGGGAAGACGUAUACCUCGCCGCUUCCCUGGCCGAACCACAGCAAGGACAACAAUAUCCAUUCUCGGGGCGGCUUAGAGGUGUCAUCCUGUCGAACCACGGCGGCAGGGCUCUCGACACGACCACAACGCCCGUGCACGUGCUGCUCGACAUACACCGCUUCUGCCCGGAAGUGCUCAGCAAGCUGGACAUCCUGAUCGACGGGGGCAUCCAGAGGGGAACCGACAUCGUCAAAGCCCUCGCCCUCGGCGCGAAAGCCGUCGGGAUAGGCCGGGCGGCGCUGUAUGGGCUCGCUGUCGGCGGCGAGGACGGGGUGGCCAGGGCAUUGGAAAUCCUCGCAGAAGAAACCACAACGGCAAUGAAACUCCUCGGCGUCACCUCGCCGGACGAGCUCAGGCCCCACCACGUAAGUCUAUGCAGCCUUUCUUCCCAGCUCACCCGGGCGGUCUUUAUCCAUUUUUGCUCUCGGGGUAGACAAUAGUCUGGCCGCUCCGAUGCCACUUUUGCGGCUCCUCCACGGCAGUGUGAGCAUGUGCAGUUUUGAAAGAUG